CACGCUUCGAGUUAUGACAACAACUUGCAGGCGAUUAAUGUCAAAAAUUAUGGUUUGGUGGAAUUCUGACGUCUAAAUUAAAUUCCUUGAUAGCAGACAGAUGAAUAAACACAUGCCUGUUUCCAUGACAAUGAUGAUUCCAAUGAUUCCUGCUGGUCUUUGACUACAGUGCCUGAAAGACUGACUCGUCAGCAGCAGCAGCAGCAGCACCAUGGCAGAAUAUGGAUGGGGUUUAUCAGAAAAGCUGAUCCGAAAGGCUCGAGAUGAAUUGAACGAAAUUCCUGAUCGAAGAGUUGUUGCUAUUGAAGAAAUCCGUGAACAGAUGGAAACAAGACCCGACAUAAACUUUUUAAGAAGUGACGACGUUUUCAUGCUGAGAUUUUUACGAGCCAGGAAAUUUAACACAGAAGAAACCUUCAAGUUAUUUGGCCGAUAUUUUGAAUAUCGACAAAGCAAUAAAAACUUAUUCAAAAAAUUUCAAGCCUCUGAAAAGGGUGUGAAGGAGGCUCUGAAUGAUGGUCUUCCUGGUGUUCUGCCAAAUACUGAUUAUAGAGGCCGAAAAAUUUUACUGCUGUAUGCAGCCAACUGGGACAAUUCAAGAUACGGUUUGGCGGGCAUUUAUAGAGCACUGCUGCUAACGCUGGAGAAAUUGAUAGACGAGGAAGAGAACCAGAUCAAUGGAAUAACAGUUGUCGUAGAUUGGAGUCAAUUCACGUUUAAACAAUCAACAUGGCUGAAUCCUAAAGUGUUAAAAUUAAUGAUAGAAGGACUGCAGGAUUGUUUUCCAGCAAGAUUUGCAGCCAUCCAUUUUGUGAAUCAGCCGUGGUAUAUUGAAGCCAUCUUUAAAAUGUUGCGUCCAUUUUUAAAGGAGAAAAAUCGAAAUAAGAUCAUAAUGCAUGGCAUAAACCUAACAACGUUACAUCAACAUAUUAGCAAAGAAGUUUUACCAGCUGAACUGGGUGGCAUGCAACCUCCAUAUAAUAACCAAUCGUGGGCCAGACAGCUUAUAGGGGAUGAAUCUUUUAGUUUUGGUGAUCAACAUAUAUAUUGGCCUAGUAAUACUCAACUUAAAACACGCUCAGAAACCUUCCCAUCAGACUCAUUUUCGGCUUCCAGUAAAGAAAAAGAAGAGAGGAACGAAAGAACGUUUUUAGAUGAAGAGUUUUUCUUGAUAGACUGACAGAAAGAAUGAAUGAAUGUGUUAAUUUCUUUGGGUAAAUAUAAUAGUGUAUUUGUGUAUGAUGGCAAGAAAAGUGCUCAGUUUGUCUGAAAAAAUCCCAACAUAAUUAAAAUGAAAAUACCACAAAUAUCAGAGAUUAUCUUCUUUCUUCUCUCUGUUCUGGACCCCGUUCAUUAGCCCAGUCAGUGCAGAACAGUAGCACUUAAACCCCAUUUCAUAUCAUUUCUAUUCUGGCUACAUAUUGGUAAAGGUGGGUUGGAUGGCCAAUGGUUAGCGCUGUACCAUAAAGUCUGUCAUUGAGUCAACUGGUGUAGUUUUGAUUCCCCGGUUGUAUGUGACAAGGAGUAUGGACGCCUAUCCAACCUUGUGGGUUUUCUCUGAGUCCUUCGGGUUUCCUCCAACUGCUGAAGACUCGAAUUAUUGAAAUAAAUAAUAUCUUAGUCCCAAAAUGACCUAGUUUGUGUUGAGUGGAGUUAAACCUCAUUUCUCACUCUCUCACUAUUCUGGAUCCCCUGCAAAAGCUCAGGCGGUGUAGAACAGUAGGAUGUUAAACCCCAUUUUAUUUCAUUUCUAUUCUGGCUACAUGUUGUUGAAUUUGUUAGUCAUAUGCAAUUGACUGGCAGGAGAACUUAACUGUCAGUCAGUAUGGCAUGUAAUUAGAAUUUCAAAGAAUUUCACCUUGAAUAAACAAUAAAUACUGAUAAAUUUUGAUCUGAUGGUAAAACAAUCCUUCAUAGAUGAUCAAAUAAAACCAUUAACAGAACACAAUUUUUAUCGGAAACCUAUUCUAAAAGCUUGAUGUUUUGACAAGUAUCCUCUUAAUAAAACCAGUGGUUGUUUCCCAUAAAAAAUUGUGUUUCCCAAUUGCCACUAAAAGAUUAUGUUUACAUCAAAUAAAACCAGAUGGAUAGAAGGGAGAUAACUCUGCUGUUGUGGUAUUUUUCUAAUGAUUUCAUGUUUUUUUGUGUAUAUAUAGUCUAGCUUUUCUACUCUUACCAAAAGUGUAUUUCUAUGUCUUCGAGCCAGUGGCUUUUGUAUAUAAACUAGUCAGCGGUAUUAGCUGUCGUGCUAUCCAGUGGUUCCAAAUGUUUUUCUGCUCGUGGACUCGUUGAGACAUUUUACAAAUCUCAGAUGACACCCACUUACAUGCACCAGUCAAUACUCCUUAUCUUGUAAUAGUGCAGGAAAACUGUGCAACAAAACAUAAACAAGACAAACUAUGAUUCCAAACCUUUUUCUGCUCAUGAACCUCAGAGGACACCCACUUCGUAGUCCAUAUUCUUUAUCUUGUGAUAAUGCAGGAAAACUGUGCAACAAAACUUAAACAAGACAAACUAUGGUUUGUCCAUUUAGGCCUUUAAAUGUCAACUAGCUUAGUGCCUGUUCUCAAGUGAAGCUAACUGUAGACAGGCAGCCUAAGUUUAGUAUGCCACUUACUAGUCAGUACUCUAUUUCUUGUAAUAAUGCAGGAAAACUGUGCAACGCAACAUUUCCAUGUUACAUGUAUAUGGGAUUCUUGAAGCUUCAAUUUAUUUUAUUAUAAGUCAGCGAGUGGGGGUACUUCCUCAGAAAUUUUUCAAAAAUUUUGAGCGAAAUACUUGAUUUGGAGUUUGUCCUGGAUAACAAACACAAUCAGCAGAAAUUAUUAAUAGAUCCUGUGUACAUAUUGGCGUAAUUUGGAAUUAUGUUAAGUGUAAGACAAGGGAUUGAAAGUAUGUCAUAUUCAAUCUGAUUAAAACACAGAUCCUAUUUCGUUUUGUUUUUUUAUAGUUCAAAAUUUCAUUUUAUUUGUCUGUACUACACUAGGAUCUGGAAGAGUUGUUAGCCAAUGAAACCAACUGUUAUGGCGACUUCUUGGCGUGCGAUGCACUGAACUGUGGGUAAAUCACUAGAAACGUCAACGUCAUAGGGCCAAAAGCCAUUCAUACGACCUCUGACACGACCUUUCACUACAACCGGUCAGAUCUUCAUGUAGUAUAGGCCAUCGAAAGUAUAAAAAAAAAUGAAAUGAAAUAUAGAUCUGACCCCGAGUUCACAAAGCAUUCUCAGAUUUAAAUUAAGAAUUUACUCAAACUUGUUCACCUUAUUUUAACUAAAAUAUAGCCCUUUAUAAAACGUUUGUUGUUUUAAUGUAUCAAAUACAUCAAUAAUAAACUAUAUGCUAAGUUUUGUGUUUAUGGAUCAAAGAUAUUUCUCAUAAACAGUGAUUGAAAGUUGAGUAAAUUCUUAACUGAAGUCUUGUGACCUUGGGGCCUGGUCUUUUAAUCAGAUUAUGUAAUAUUUAGUGUAAGACAAAUAGAAUUAUUUAGUGUAAGACAAAUAGAAUUAUUUAGUGUAAGACAAAUAGAAUUAUGUAAUGCUUACUGUAAAACAAGAAAUACUGUGGUGCUUAUAAUUAGUAUGUUCAUUAUUUGCAAAUAUAUUUUUGGGGGUAAAUCUUUUUGUAUAACAUUGUGAUUUGUAUAAUAUAUAAAGGUAGGAAUAUUACAAAACUGAAACAGUUAUAUGGGACAACAAUCACUGGUUUAUUAUACAUUAUCUUGAUAACGAUAAGUUAUCUCUUAUAGUUGGGGAUCACGGUGGCUAAGUGGGUAAGACGCUGGCUCACUAGCCUGGAGGUCGAGUGUUCGAUCCCUGCAUUGGCGGAGAAAAUUCAUCAAGAUUUUCACGCGUGGUUCUCCCUUGUCAGUAAUACAGGA
This is a messenger RNA of Patella vulgata (common limpet), 3879 nucleotides long. Its product is annotated as clavesin-2. The transcript has 6 exons. Gene Ontology annotation, cellular component: membrane. Lineage: Eukaryota; Metazoa; Mollusca; Gastropoda; Patellidae. The coding region runs from base 212 to 1180 and encodes 322 amino acids. Gene Ontology annotation, molecular function: phosphatidylinositol bisphosphate binding. The record is from RefSeq and is a predicted model, not a curated record.